AAUACCCCCGUCACCAGCAUGGCAUUAUCUCCAGACGCCCCCUGCCUCUCGGAGCUUUCCGGAUUCCCCAACAGGAACUUUAGCCUCAUCUCCGGUACCCGUCCGUGUAACCGGAGUACAGGCAGAUCUUCUUCUUCUUCUUCGCCCUACAGCCCGCAGGCGACCGCUGCCUUCGCCAUCGCCAUCACCUCCAUGAUGCUCCUCACCAUCGUGGGGAACAUCCUCGUCAUCAUCGCCGUCCUGACGUCUCGUUCGCUCAAAGGUCCUCAGAACCUCUUCCUGGUGUCGCUGGCGGCAGCAGAUAUUCUGGUCGCGACGCUCAUCAUCCCGUUCUCGUUAGCCAACGAGCUGCAGGGCUACUGGGCGUUCAGCUCCGUGUGGUGUGAAAUCUACCUGGCGCUGGACGUUCUCUUCUGCACGUCCUCCAUUGUUCACCUGUGCGCGAUAGCACUGGACCGCUACCUGUCGAUAUCUCGCCCCGUGACGUACGGCGCCAAAAGAACCCCGACGCGAAUCAAAGCGGCCAUUAUUAUAGUCUGGCUGAUCUCCGCGGUCAUCUCUUUCCCGCCUCUUCUCUCUCUGGACAAGAGCAAAGGAGGUGAAGAAGUCUGCGAGCUGAACAACGAGCGAUGGUAUAUUCUCUACUCCACCAUCGGGUCAUUCUUCGCCCCCUGUGUGAUUAUGAUCCUGGUUUACGUGCGGAUUUAUCAGAUCGCAAAGCAGCAUACUCGAAGUUCGGCAGGACAGAAGCAAAAGGCGACAACGGGAGAAAAGGCCAAUGAGAGUCCUGCGAAGAUAUCCGAGCAGAACGGGGAUCAAGGAGGCAGCCAACGGGAAAAGGUCCAAGCUAAAAUCUCUGGCUCUGAUUCAAACCAGUCGUCUUUUCGAAACCCUCCAGAGAAUACGCCAAUCCAAGACACUUCAAUCCCCCAAAUCCCCCAAAUCCCUUCAGCUGUUCCCCAGAAAGAGUCCCAGAAACAUCAAGAGGAAGAAGAAGCAGCGUUCGAGAACUCGUCCAACUCUGGUUCUGAAAUGGCCGAUGAAGGCAAAGACGAAACGGACAAAUCGGAAACAUUAGGGUCGUCCCGAAAGAAAGGGUUCAAAGUCAAGAUGCUAAACCUGUCCUGUAGGUACAAAGAAACAAUGGCCACUUCUUCUUCUUCUGGCACCAAAGUUGUACCCGAGGAAAAAAUCCAAGGGACGCCGACUUCUCGCCGCAAAGCCAUGGCGAACCGGGAAAAACGCUUCACUUUCGUGUUGGCGGUGGUGAUGGGAGGCUUCGUUAUCUGCUGGUUCCCCUUCUUCUUCUCUUACUCUUUGAAGGCGGUGUGCCCGGAGACCUGCAGCAUCCCAUACCCUUUGUUUAAUUUCUUCUUCUGGAUCGGAUACUGCAACUCCUGCCUCAACCCGGUCAUUUACACCAUCUUCAACCACGACUUCAGGAAGGCCUUCAAGAGGAUACUGUGCAGGGACACCAAGGGCUCGUUCUUCUAGACUGGAAAUUAGGAUUUAUUGACUAUAAACACGAUUGAUACAAACACUUGCAGACCAUUUACAUACACUGAAACCUAUAGCACACACUACAGGAGAACAGAAACUCUUUAAGCAAAUGUGAUAAGGGUACGGAUCAUCUCAAGUUAGGUAUUUCGUACUGUUUUCAUUUUUUCCUUUGGAAUAUUUUUACAUAUAUUUUCCGCAUAUUUUUCUGUCAAUUUCUGAGAUAUUUUCCUUCUUUGGGAAAAUGCCUCCAGAUUUCAUUACAAUAUUUUUUGAAUAUUUUGUUUAGGGCCUGUUUAAGCGAAAGUGGUAAAGGUACUCAUCAUCUCAAGUUUGUCUUUUCCAAAUAUUGUCAUUUAUGCCUUCGGAACUAUUUAACAUCAUUUUCCAAAAUCUUUUUCAAAUCUUUUUGUCAAUUUCUCACAUUUUUUCCAUACUUUUUUGUGACCUUUUCUCGUGUGUUUUUCAGACUUCAUUCCUAAAUGUCACCAUAUUCAACCACAACUUCAGGAAGGCCUUCAAGACCAUGUACAUACACUAAAACCUAUAGAACAGACUACAGGAGAAACUCUUUGAGCAAAUGUGGUAAAGGUACGGAUCAUCUCAAAUUUGUUUUUUCUGACGAUUUACCGGAACUUUUUAACAUUUUUCCCCACAUUUCCUCCACACAUUUUCUGUCAAUUUCUCAGAUAUUUUGCACAUAUUUAUGUUAAAUGUUCUCCUGUGUUCAAACUUCAUUCAAAUUAAAAGCAUUUAUAGGUUGCACUGAUAGUACGUCAUGUAUACCCUGGUUCAUUUAAGAUCCUCAUACUAAACAUCACAUAGACACCCUA
Molecule: messenger RNA, 2330 nt
Organism: Notothenia coriiceps (black rockcod)
Lineage: Eukaryota; Metazoa; Chordata; Actinopteri; Perciformes; Nototheniidae
Product: alpha-2B adrenergic receptor-like
Exons: 2
Coding region: 19-1494 (491 amino acids)
Biological process (GO): regulation of vasoconstriction; regulation of smooth muscle contraction; G protein-coupled receptor signaling pathway
Cellular component (GO): plasma membrane
Molecular function (GO): epinephrine binding; alpha2-adrenergic receptor activity
Source: RefSeq, a predicted model, not a curated record